Messenger RNA from Metopolophium dirhodum (rose-grain aphid), 3123 nucleotides. RefSeq lists its product as uncharacterized. Gene Ontology annotation, molecular function: nucleic acid binding. The transcript has a single exon. The record is from RefSeq and is a predicted model, not a curated record. NCBI's taxonomy places the organism in Eukaryota, Metazoa, Arthropoda, Insecta, Hemiptera, Aphididae. Gene Ontology annotation, biological process: DNA integration. The coding region runs from base 1 to 3123 and encodes 1040 amino acids.
AUGGCCAUGUCACGCUUCAUUAGCGUUGAAAGAAGAUUAUCACGAGAUGAACAACUACGUACCGAGUAUGUAAAAUUCAUGACACAAUAUUUAGAAAUGGGUCACAUGGAGGAAGUAAUUGAAAACGAAAUUCCAACAUCAAGGCAAUUUUACUUACCACACAACGCAGUGGUCAAAACGGCCAGUCUAACUACAAAGGUACGAGUAGUUUUCGACGCAUCAGCUAAGAGCUCAUCAGGACUAUCUUUAAACGAUGUCCUAAUGUGUGGUCCGAGUAUCCAAGAAGAAUUGUUUUCGAUCUUAUGUCGGUUUAGAAGUCAUCAGUUCGUUAUCACUGCGGACGUAGAAAAAAUGUUUCGACAGGUAGAGGUUGCAGAAGAAGACCGAAACUUGCAGCGUAUCGUCUGGAGGUCAACCCCUAGUGAAGCGUUACGGACUUAUAGACUGGGAAGAGUUGCAUACGGUACAACUUCUGCUUCAUUCAUGACCACAAAAUGUCUGUCAGUCCUAUCAGAAGAAUUCAACAGUCAGUUUCCCAAUGCAGCUAAGGCAGUACGAACAGAUUUCUACAUGGAUGACCUCCUGUCUGGUGCACAAACUGAGAUAGAGUGUUUACGUCUACAGAGGAAUAUUACUAGGAUAUUGAAUUCAGCAAAAAUGCCAUUACGAAAAUGGUGUUCAAACUCGCAGUCAGUACUCGAACAUAUCGACAACAAAAAUGAUGAUGAGUUAUUAGUGUUAGAUUUGGGUGAAAAUGACGUAAUUAAAUCGUUAGGCCUAUGUUGGAAGCCAGUGGUAGACGUCUUUCAGUUCAACGUAGCGAUUUCUGACAAGAACAGUGAAGCAACUAAGCGUAGUCUCCUGUCCGCUCUAAACAGUAUAUUUGACCCACUAGGAUUCCUUGCUCCAGUGUUGGUAAAAGGAAAAAUUUUUCUGCAGCAACUAUGGCUCGUUAAAGCAGAUUGGGAUAGUUCAUUGUCUGUUGAAAUAAAACAAAAAUGGUACAAUUACUGGUCAGACCUCAGUACGCUUAAAACACUGGAAAUUCCAAGAAAGGCAGUCGCAUGUGCAGGAUUAAGGACCGAGUUUCACGGCUUUUGUGAUGCAUCAGAAAAUGCCUAUGGUGCAUGUAUUUAUGUACGGUGUAAACUGCCAAGCGGAGUAUGGCAAUCACGAUUAUUGUGCGCAUCUACUCGGGUCGCCCCUCUCAAGGGAGCUACAAUCCCUAGAUUAGAAUUGGGAGGAGCCCUAGUACUGGCUCAGUUAGCAAUGAAGGUAGCCAAGUCAUGGAAGGUUGACAUACAUAAAUUUUACCUGUGGACCGAUUCAACUAUAGUGUUGGGAUGGUUGAAUAGCCAAUCUAGUCGUUUGAAAACUUAUGUGUCAAACCGUGUUGCACAGAUUUUAGAUAUUACCAAUACUGAGCAAUGGUACUAUGUGAGGACUUAUGAUAAUCCAGCAGAUGUGUUAUCGAGGGGUGUGAAGGCGAAAGACUUGAAAGGCAUCGAGUUGUGGUGGAGUGGACCAAAAUGGCUAUCUCAUGAGCAAAAUGGUUGGCGAUUCGAACGAGUAUCACUGCCAACUGGAGAAGAAUUACCUGAGCAGAAAACCGUACGUUUCGUUCUUUUAACAGUGCCGUUACCAAUGCGACUUGUUGAUUCAUGCUCAAACUGGCAACGCCUACGUCGAGCAACUGCGUGGAUUCUGCGGUUCAUUGAAUUCAUAAAAACUAAACGCACCCCACAACUAGUACGCUAUCUGACAGUUAAAGAGUUAAUGGUUGCUGAACAGAGACUGAUAACUUAUGCUCAAAGGGAGGCCUUUCCGGAGGAGUAUGAAGCAUUAGCAAAAAAUAAGGACAUUCCUGGUCGAAGCAAGUUAAGGUCAUUGAACAUCGGUCUAAGGUAUGGCAUGAUAGUAGUGGGUGGUCGUCUUGACAAUGCCAAUCUUUCACAAGACCAAAGACAACCAAUAAUUCUUCCAUACAAUCACAGAAUUACACAGUUGAUAUUCUUAGAUUAUCACAUGAAAUUAUUGCAUUGUGGUCCUCAGUUAUUAUUAGCGGAAAUCAGGCAGAGGUAUUGGCCGCUGUCUGGUAGACUAUUAGCGCGCUCAACAGUUCGAAGGUGCGUGAAGUGUGUACGGAGCAAACCGACCUUUCAAAUUCCAAUAAUGGCGCCAUUACCAAAGGAAAGAGUACAAUGUUCACGUCCCUUCACGUACACGGGCGUGGAUUUUGCAGGACCGUUAAUCAUCCGAAGCGGAAUCAGGGGUCGAUCAGGAACAAAGGCGUGGGUAUCAAUAUUCGUGUGUUUUUCUACAAGAGCGGUUCAUAUAGAAGCAGUCGAGGACUUAACGAGCAAGGCUUUUAUAGCGGCCUUAAGACGAUUUGUUGCUAGACGAGGCAAACCCGCAGAACUGUGGAGCGAUAACGGAACAAACUUCGUUGGAGCGAACAAGGAGUUGACCAAAUAUACUCAACAUCUUGGCAGUCAGCUAGCAAAUGAAGGGAUCACCUGGCGCUUCAAUCCCCCAUCAGCCCCUCAUUUUGGAGGACUGUGGGAAGCAGCAGUUAAGAGCGCUAAACACCACUUGGCUAGGACUACUGGAGAGGCAAAGCUAACUCUAAGUGAGCUCAGUACACUGCUAUGUCAAAUUGAAGCCUGCCUCAAUUCCCGACCAUUGACACCUAUGAGCAGCGAUCCUAACGACUUCACCUCACUUACCCCAGCGCACUUCUUACUCGGUGCACCUGUAACGUCGUUCCCAGAACCUGAUUUAAAUGGCGAAGAACCACAUGCAAUGCGACGUUGGAAAUUUGUACAACAUCUUCUUCAAACUUUCUGGAAGCGAUGGCACAUGGAGUACCUACCCCAACUACAGGUCCGUGGAAAGUGGACAUCAGGAAGCUCCAACCUAGCCAUAGACGAUUUAGUAAUUGUCAAGGAAGACAACCUACCGCCCUUUAAGUGGCACUUAGCACGCGUUAUAGAACUACAUCUAGGUUGUGACGGUAACGUAAGGGUUGUGUCCGUACGUAACUCUUCCGGUAAAACAAUGCGCCGUCCAGUCGCAAAACUUUGCAAGCUCCCAAUCGAUGCAGAGGAGUCUGUUGAAAAAUAG